UGUUAUAAUAUAAAUAUUGUUAAAACAUGGCUGUUUGUGUGACAUGUCUUUUCUUUUUUUUCUCGGAGGGGGUCUUGCCCAGGGAAUAAUUCAAUGUAGAACCGCCACUGCUCCUGAGCUCAUCUUAUCCACGCUCCGUCUCUGUGUCUCGUGCUGUGACCCACGCACGGCGGCUUCUCAUUGGCUGUCGGCGGACACCGGAGCAGGUCGCUCUCCUCGGUGCUGAAAUCGCUGCUCGUCGUGAUAAUGUAAACGGCGAUGAGGCCAAACGGAGCGUCAGCCAAUAGACACCAAAAUGGACGAUGAUCUGUUCCAACUGAGACAGCUGCCUGUUGUCCGCUUCCGUCGCACAGGUGAGAGCACACGCUCUGAGGAUGAUGGAGAGAGUAGAGAACAAGUUGUCAGGAUUGCAGAGCAGACUGAUCUGGAGUCUGUAGCACUUGCAGAUGGAGCUCCAGUACCUCGGGAGUUUGCCAACCCGACUGAUGACACUUUCAUGGUAGAAGAUGCUGUAGAGGCCAUAGGCUUUGGGACGUUUCAGUGGAAACUCUCCAUCCUCACUGGUCUGUCCUGGAUGGCUGAUGCCAUGGAGAUGAUGAUCCUUAGCAUCUUAGCCCCACAGCUCCACUGUGAAUGGAGGCUACCCAGCCUUGAGGUGGCACUGCUAACAUCGGCCGUGUUCAUUGGGAUGAUGAUCAGCUCCUCUCUUUGGGGAAACAUAUCCGACAAAUACGGCAGAAAGACAGGUCUGAAGAUGAGUGUGUUGUGGACUAUGUUCUAUGGCCUGCUGAGUGCAUUUGCACCUAUUUAUGGGUGGAUCCUCGUCCUCCGUGCACUGGUGGGCUUUGGCAUUGGAGGAGCCCCACAGUCGGUGACACUGUAUGCUGAAUUUCUCCCUAUGAGGUCUAGAGCCACAUGCAUCUUACUGAUUGAGAUAUUUUGGGCACUGGGCACUGUGUUUGAGGUUCUCUUAGCGAUCUUGGUGAUGCCCACUCUGGGCUGGCGCUGGCUGCUUGGCCUUUCUACCAUUCCUCUCGUCAUCUUUGCUAUCCUAUGUUUUUGGCUCCCAGAGAGUGCUCGAUAUGACGUGCUGACAGGGAACCAGGAAAAAGCUCUGGCCACACUGAAGCGCAUUGCCACAGAGAACGGAGCGCCCAUGCCACUGGGAAAACUAAUUGCUGCCAGACAGGAGGAUCGUGGAAAGAUUCGAGACUUAUUUUCAUCACACUUUCGCUGGACCACAGUUCUGCUGUGGUUUAUUUGGUUUGCAAAUGCCUUCUCCUACUAUGGACUUGUGCUUCUGACCACAGAGCUGUUUCAGGAGGGAGGUGCAUGUGGAAUGUCCAAAGGUAAUAAGAUGGAGCUCCGAUGCAAUUUGGAGUGUAAAUAUCUGAACUCGGAUGACUACAAAGACCUGUUGUGGACGACGUUGUCUGAAUUCCCAGGAUUACUGGUGACACUGUGGGCUAUUGAUCGACUGGGAAGGAGGAAGACCAUGGCGCUGUGUUUCUUCGUCUUCUCUAUGUGCAUUAUUCCACUCUAUGGUUGUGUUGGGAGAGUAUCCAUGACAGUGUUAAUAUUCAUCGCCAGAGCCUUUAUUGCAGGAGGGUUCCAGGCUGCCUAUGUGUACACUCCGGAGGUGUAUCCGACUGCGACCAGGGCUUUAGGUCUGGGAACAAGCAGUGGAAUGGCCAGAGUCGGUGCCCUCAUUACACCUUUUGUUGCACAGGUGAUGUUGGAGUCCUCUGUCUACCUGGCUCUCUCAGUGUACUGCUGCUGCUGCCUCCUAGCUGCCAUCGCCUCCUGUGCACUGCCAAUUGAGACGACAGGCCGGGGCCUGCAGGAAUCCAGCCACCGUGAGUGGGGUCAGGAGAUGAUGGGUCGGGCCUCAGGGGAAAUCCCUCACUCCAGCUCCGGCUCCCAGGGCUGAGGAAGCGCCGGCUGGAGUGCAGCCGAGAGGUGACCGCAGUGGAGAAAAGAGGCAAGGAGACGCGAGAAAGCUAAACCAGCUUUCAGUGUCCAUCUCCAGUCCCACCCUAUGACUCUUCAGUUUAGACACCUCAGUGGCUUCAGAAAGCCAGGCAGCACAAUAUUUUUACAUGCCACUGUACUUAUAGUCUUCAACCACCAUUGCUGUCACAAUUCUGCCACUGUAUAACUGCACAUGGGGUGACUGGAAAGACCAAAUGACCCACACGAGUGCAAGAACAUAUGGUGGACACAAUGGGAAAUCUUCCUGAACAAGUGAGAAUUCAAAUAUUUAAACCAAAGUAUUUGAAUCCUGCUUUUCUAAUGCAAGAGAAGCAGAAGGGAAUAGAGAGGGUGAAAGUGUUAGGAGUUAGCUUCAAACAACUGUCUUCUUUUCAAAGAGCCUUAAAACUACCUAUUCAGUUUGUGGUUGAGAGACCUGCUCUUAACCCUAUGAAAAAGCUGCUGUCAUUAGCAUACUGGAUAUAGAUGCGUAGAUGAGAAAGAGCUUUCUCUUGUGCACACAAAUUGCUUCCUAUUAAAAUACACUAAUAACAAACUCAGCUUUAUAAAAAAGUGCACAGUGGUUCACAUCAUCAAACCAACAGACCAUUCGAUUAAAUAAAGUCUGGAGUUGUUUCAUUUAAGAUUCACUUCUGUCAAGGCAGUGACAGGACAUACUGUACAGUAAGUCACUGACUUUCUUUUACAGUGAGCAUCCUCUAUGAAUCCUCAGAUAAAUAUCUUUUUUUUUUCUUGCAUCAAUAUUAUUUCGCAUUUUAACAUGGAUGAUAUUUGUUCUCUGCUAAAGUAAUGAGUAAAAGGAAGUGAUUACUCUACUAAUAACAAAAAUACCACGUCAUAUCUUCAUCAUUAUCCAGCCAUUUAUUUACAGCAAGUUGACAAAUCUGCCAAAGUCUUCAUC
This is a messenger RNA of Toxotes jaculatrix (banded archerfish), 2893 nucleotides long. RefSeq names its product SV2 related protein a (gene svopa). The transcript is spliced from 16 exons. The record is from RefSeq and is a predicted model, not a curated record. NCBI's taxonomy places the organism in Eukaryota, Metazoa, Chordata, Actinopteri, Toxotidae. The coding region runs from base 296 to 1930 and encodes 544 amino acids. Gene Ontology annotation, biological process: transmembrane transport. Gene Ontology annotation, cellular component: membrane. Gene Ontology annotation, molecular function: transmembrane transporter activity.